AUGGACAACAACAAGGAUUCUAAGUCUCCUCAUACCCGCUCCAAACGUCGAGAAAAACAGGAUCGAGAUGCCAAACGACAGACUCGAUCAGCUCGUGAUUCUUCAGAUGUAGUUCCUGGCGCUCAAGCUUCAAGAGAGGAACAUAAAUCCAAGGGAAAAUCCCGUUCUGGUCGGUCUGCUUCUUCUCGCUCCUGGAAUCGAGAUGAAAAGUCCGCUCAUAGGAACAGGAGCAGUGCCACUGCUUCCGUUCCAAGUGCUCAAACGGGUCGAUCUAAGAGCAGACGUGACGAAAAGGCAAAAGAACGUCGCAACACUCGGGCUACCAGACCUGGUGUCGAGUCUGCGUCAUUUUCCAAGGAUCGGAGCAGAUCCAAGGCAAGCAGAAACGCCAAAACAAGCGAUAAGAACAAAGAGGAGGAAGACAUUGCUGCCAAAGGGGAUGGGGAGCCGGUUGUGGCGGCCUUGUUGAUAGAGGAGGAAGGCGACGACGAAAAGAAGGCAAAAGAAAUGGCUCACAUGCGUAAGGAGAUGGCUGCAGAGGCCGAAAGGCAACGUCAACGGUUGGAGGAAGAAAACCGGCGCCGAGAAGAAGCAGGGCGCAUGGAAGCCGAACGCCUGGAGAAAGAGCAGAAAAAGAAAAGGCGAAACAUGAUUAUUUGCGUUGUUCUCGUCGUCCUAGUCCUAAUUGGUGGUGGCGUCGGCGCCUUCUUUGUACUAAAUGGGAGCAAUGAUGUGGCUCCAGAAAAUGUUAACAUGGCAGAGACGCUUGAACCAUCUUCCACUCCCUCCGCGUCCCCAUCCGCUGAUCCAAGUGGCAACCCAUCGACUGCUCCAACCCAAGGAGUAUACAAACAACCGAGUCUAGAAGAAUGCGAGCGUAUUGCUGCCGGUCUUCCAAUCGAUGGCGAAGACCAAAUGACUGCUCGGAACUUUGAUAUUGUUAUGCAGGUUGAUCUCGCCGAUGACAGUGAUAUUACCCUAUUGGUACCAGAACUCGAAACAAAGAUUGAGCAACGAUUGGUUCCGAACCUACUUGGAUGUCCUCGAGAUGCGUUCAUUCGGCGCCAGCUCAUUGGCAAAAAAGUGAACGGAAAAGAGCCCUCAAAUCACCGACAUUUGCAGAGCAUUCGUUACGCGAUUGCCAAAGCCAUCGUCGCCGUCUCCCUGACGGAUGAUGCUUGUCAAGACUCGAAUUCUUCUAACUGCAGUAUUCUGACUUUGAACCUCGAACUGCGAGUUCGUGGCAACGAGAACGCCAUUGACCUUGCCGGAAUCAUUUUAGAAGUGUUUCCGAAUGGACAAGACAUUCGUCCGCAAUUGGGACUCGUUGCUCCCUUUGACACUGUUGUCGUGCAAAUUAUUCGAUCGAACGACCCGACAGUAGCACCAACAAUUGCUCCUACUGGUGUUGGAAGCGAGAAUUCCACAAGCUUUCCCACGGCAACUCCUUCCAAUAACCCAAGCUCUGCACCUGUGAUUGGUCCGACAGUGUCGACGCCCGCCCCUUCAGUGAUCCCUUCAACAUUGCCAUCCACAACACCAAGUGCAGCUCCCACUCCAACUCCUCCUCCGACAGUUGAUCCUCAGCUUGGGGUGACUCUUCAACCGACACGAACCUCAAGCAGCAGUCCAACCACCAACCCAUCCGAGACUCCAAGCAAGAGCCCGUCUUCGAUUCCAUCAUCGACUCCAUCGAUAGAUCUUUCUACCACUCCAACAAUUGAUACAAGUGUCGCACCCAGUCCAGGACCCACGAGUGGCCCAACUAGUGGUCCAACGCCAAACCCAACAACCUCAGCUCCUACUUCCAUAUAUCUUGGCUGUUACACAGACGACGAGAAACGUGAUAUGGAUAUUCUAUUCAGACGAAAUAUGGAAGUGCAGGAAUGCCGAGACUCUUGCAAGGAUAUCGGAUAUCCGUUCGCUGCGAUCCAAGAAGGGUCAAUAUGUUUCUGUGGGAAUAGCUAUGGUUCUCUUGGAUCUGGAAGCAAUUGUAACAAUGCAUGCCUCAAUUCAGCGGAUGAGAACUGUGGUGGACCAUUUGCCAACAGUGUCUACAUGAGUGGGGCUAAUGGGGCUUAUUCUUCAGCUCCAGUGCUGGAAAGUGAUUUGUAUUGUGGAUGCUUCCAAGAUAUUACCAGUGACCGUGAUCUUGUAUUCUUUUUUGGGAGGGAUCUUUCUCAGAUUGGAUGCAUUCGCUAUUGCAAGUCUGAAGGUUACGACUUCGCCGGUCUACAAUACCAGAACGAAUGCUGGUGCGGCGACACACCGGCUGGGGCAUUUGGAACAUCGAUCACAUGCUUCACGGUGGACAAGGAUAGAGAUGAAACUAGUGAUAUCUGCACUGACACUGGCGAAGGAGCAUGUUACGGUGGAACAAAUGAUUGUGAGUGCGGAGGUGCUGGUAGCAACACCCUAUUUCGCACCAGCCAAGCGGUUUCUUGCCCAUCAACAAUUUCUCCGACCAUCGAGUACUUGGCUUGCGGCUCUGAUGAUGCGCUCGACAGAGAUUUGUCUGUUCUGGGAUCAGUUCGCGCGUCGGUAUCGGGAUGCAGGACAAUAUGCAGUGAUAUUGGCUUUGUAUACAGCGGCUUGCAGGAAGGUCUGCUAUGCUUCUGUGGCAACUCGUACGGAAACUAUGGCACAGGUGGCGUCUCCUGUAACAGUGCAUGCGCAGUGGAUUCUGGUGAAUCGGAUUGCGGAGGUGUCUCUGCCAACAGCAUAUAUUGGUCUGGGGCAGCAGUUGCUCCAGUGGCAGAGUUGGAUGAUAACUUGUACUGCGGAUGCAUGGGUGAUGUUCCAUCGCAAAGAGACUUGAAACACUUUUCUCCUUACCUGGACCUCGGUCAAAAAGCUUGCAUUUAUUAUUGUCGUUCCAAGAACUUUGACUUUGCGGGUUUACAGUUUACAAAUCAGUGCUGGUGUGGAAACAGCGCAGGAUUACAUGGGCCGUCCAAUGAUUGCAACAUGAACUGCCAAUUCCCUGAAGCUUCGAAUUGCUACGAUGGUAGUUCAUCUUGCACUUGUGGUGGCUCUAACGCGAACAAUGUAUUUCGCACUAGCUCAUCCAGCCCAUCUUGCCCAGCAGCAGGGGUUUCUGGAUCAUAG
This is a messenger RNA of Cylindrotheca closterium, 3108 nucleotides long. The record is from the annotation of a GenBank genome assembly. Lineage: Eukaryota; Bacillariophyta; Bacillariophyceae; Bacillariales; Bacillariaceae.